GCAUCCUUUAUUAAAGUGUUGAAGUGCAUAUGCUAAUAAUUGGCACGUUACUGCUGAGAUACGCUAGGCGCCGGUACCAUAUUCGGUGCUGCGUUAGAAAGGCGGGCAGACCAGUAGGCGUGUAAGCAGAUGCACUUUGGUGGCUUCAGCACGUGGCUGUUUUCCUUUCUGUCGGCACUUCAUGCCGAGAGUGACGAAAUACAUCAGAGUGGCGCUGUUCCGUACAAACUGUGCAGGCACUACGACUUGGUCGACCUUUCGUACAAUUUUAACAACGGAACAGUCUACUGGAACGACGGCGAACACUUCAGUUUGCGAGUCACUUUGCACAACGCUACGGAGGCAGGAUGGUUUCAGGUAGAUGCGAUGGAAGAACCGAUUCACGGUGGAACCCACCUGGACUCACCGUUGCACUUCUACAAGGAUGGCUGGGAUGCCUCUCAGAUACCGCUCGAGAGGCUGCUUUUUUUGCCAGUGGCGUCCGUGGACGUACGGCCGCAGGCAGAGUUGAAUCCAGAGUACCUGCUCUCCGUGGACGAUAUCUUAGAAUGGGAAUAUGAGUACGGGCGCCUGCCAAACGGCUGCCUCUUCCUGGCUCAUACUGGGCACUCCAAGCACUGGCCCAAUCGCACGGCGUACAUGGGCAUAGACAAGAACGGUGAGAAGCAUUUCCCAGCACUACAUCCGGAAGCGGCUUCCUUCCUAGCUACGAAGCGCAGCGUUUACGGCGUAGGCCUUGACACGCCCUCUGCGGACGCCGGCAACGGAUCUGCCGCGCAUCGAUCCCUGAUGAGCAUCAACGUAUUUAUCCUGGAAAACCUUGUCGGCCUGGAAAAGUUGCCGGCCCGGGGAGCGUACGCCCUCGUGCUUCCGCUUAAACUCGACGGCGCCAGUGGUUCACCUGCGCGCGUGAUCGCCCUAGUUCCAUAAGGUGUUCAGCAAG
Molecule: messenger RNA, 943 nt
Organism: Dermacentor albipictus
Lineage: Eukaryota; Metazoa; Arthropoda; Arachnida; Ixodida; Ixodidae
Product: isatin hydrolase-like
Molecular function (GO): arylformamidase activity
Source: RefSeq, a predicted model, not a curated record